GCGCGAUACCUUCGACACGAUCCCUCACGAUCCUUACGUCCUUUACGACUCAUGCGCUCUCUAGAUACCAGAGGCAUCAUUGCUGCUGCCCAAUUAGGCGUCUACACUCCGAUUGCCGUGUUCUGCUUCGUUCUUGUCGUUCGAUAUGCUUUCCGUCGUGAUGCUGGAUGGUUGUUCUUGCUCUUUUUUGCUCUUGUGCGAUUGGCGGGUGCAGCUUUGAUUGUAGCGGGUGAACUACUGGACAAUCCGGCCGUCGACUUCUUCAUCGCUGCCUACAUACUUUUCUACGCCGGGCUUGCAUUCUUGAUGCUAUCUUCGAUGGGAUUUCUCGGACUUGCGGGACAGAAUACCUACAGCGAAUACACACACACUACGAUGCACUUUAGGUCUGCCCUUACGUCCUUGUAUUGCAAUCCCCUUGCUCAGAUACUUGCUUUGAAGGAUCGUUGCCGUCGUCAUCGUCAUCGCGAUGGGGCUUUCUGUCGCUGGGGGCUUGUUGGGCACCCAUGUAGCCCCGAACGAAGGGCGCAUCGGUGACAUCCUUCGCAAAACGUCGGCGGGGGUGUAUGGCUUUUCGUAUCUCUUGCUCGUUUUUACCCACUUGCGUUGUUGGAGUGAGCGGUGGGAAUUGAGGCAUCAUCGGAGGAAGCUCCUUAUGGGAGUGUUCGCCAUGCUGCCGUUCCUUGGCGUGCGCAUUGCGUACCAAAUCCUAGCCGCCUUCUCCUCGAGAGACCUCUUCGGUCUUCAAUUGUCGAGCAAUCCAAUCUUGCCCCAGUUCCAACCAGUCACUGGGAAAUGGAUAUACUAUCUUAUUCUUGGAGUGGUGUUCGAGGUCAUCGUGGCAGUGGUAUAUUUGCUGUCGAGCACAGUGCUUUCACGGCGGCACAGACAUUGAAAGUUGAUGCGGGCAAAUAUGUUCACAUUAGUAUGUAGGAGUACCAGUAGGUUAGAUGUUUCCAAUUAUAUGUAUGUUAUUGAACGAACGAGAUAUAUUUGAGCGCCAUAGUCAAGCAUCUCCCCGUCCACGACGUGUCGUGGUUGCGCAAGCUGGGAGACGCUCCGGCUUAAUUGUGCUCUUUUUCUCUGACUGUCACCUCGUUACCCGUUUCCUAUGCAGCGAAAAAGAGUUGACUGGCUUCAAGGCCUAGUCGGGUGAAAGCGAG
Mycena citricolor is the source of this 1163-nucleotide messenger RNA. Lineage: Eukaryota; Fungi; Basidiomycota; Agaricomycetes; Agaricales; Mycenaceae. The record is from the annotation of a GenBank genome assembly.